This is a messenger RNA of Thalassophryne amazonica, 2582 nucleotides long. RefSeq names its product CCM2 scaffold protein (gene ccm2). Bases 370 to 1755 code for a protein of 461 amino acids. Lineage: Eukaryota; Metazoa; Chordata; Actinopteri; Batrachoidiformes; Batrachoididae. The transcript is spliced from 11 exons. Gene Ontology annotation, biological process: vasculogenesis; heart development. The record is from RefSeq and is a predicted model, not a curated record.
UCUGCAGUUCUACGCCCAAAAAUGGCAGCGCAAGUGAAAAGUUUGGGCUGUUUUGUCCGAGUUUGUUUUAAUAGUAGAGUUUUUCUUCAGCAACCGUGUCUUUACUGAACCGGGCUGCUUUUCACAUUGGUGGCACAGCGGAGUUUCGUGCCAUGGUUGUUGAAUAAUGUAAAAACAACAACAACAAAGUAUUAGGAUGGCGUCUUGCUAUCCGCUGAAAAAGCGGGCAUCGCUUUAUCAAUGCUAGCCUAGCAGGCUAACUGCUAACAGUAGUUAGCUUUUAGAAGUGUGAGCUUUAGUAGUUAUGUUUUUGUUUUGACAUGUUCUUCGUGCUGACCUGAAUAUGACGAAGAGGAGCCGUGCGCAGAAAUGGACGAUGAUGUGAAAAAAGUGAAGAAGCCAGGGAUCGUGUCUCCAUUCAAGCGAGUCUUUGUGAAAGGAGAGAAGGGGAGGGACAAGAAAGCCCAGGAGAAGGCAACUGAACGCCGGGCCCUCCACACCUUCUCUCUGUCUCAGCCCGAUCACCGCAUUGACCCUGACAUCCUGCUUAACGACUACAUUGAGAAGGAAGUCAAAUAUUUGGGGCAGCUGACAUCAGUUCCAGGAUACUUGAACCCAUCCAGUCGGACAGAAGUCCUGCAGCUCAUUGACAAUGCGAGGAAGUCUCAUCAGCUGGCUGGCCAGCUGACAUCAGAGCAGGACGCAGUGGUGAGCUUGUCCGCGUACAACAUCAAGCUUGUCUGGCGCGACGGCGAGGACAUCAUCCUCAGAGUGCCCAUCCACGACAUCGCUGCCGUCUCUUACAUCAGGGACGACUCGUUACACCUCGUGGUGAUUAAAACAGCCCAGGAGUCCAGAGGCUCUCCCUGUCCCAGCUCGUGUCCUGAUCUCAACAAGUCUCAGACCCUCAGCUCGCUAUCGGAAAGCGGAGCCAUGCUUGUUGAAGUCUGCUGUCUGCUUGUGCUGGCUGUUGACAAUAAGGCAGCAGCAGAGGAGUUGUGUUUGUUGCUCAGCCAGGUCUUUCAGAUAGUUUACACAGAGUCCACCAUCGACUUUUUGGACAGAGCCAUUUUUGAUGGUGCGACGACACCCACCAGACACCUGUCUUUAUACAGUGAUGAUUCCUCAAGCAAAGUGGACGUUAAGGAGGCUUUUGAAGCGGAAGCCAGCACAUUUCCCUUCCAGGUUUCCGUGGAGACAGAACGAAACUCUCCACCCACGUCCUCACCAACAUCACCUCAGACAAAGACGGCAAGUGAAGGAGAGCUCAGCACCACAGCUGCAGAGUUACUGCAGGACUACAUGACCACAUUGCAGACAAAGUUGUCGUCCCAGGAGAUCCAGCAGUUUGCUGCUCUGCUCCACGAAUACCGUAACGGUUCCUCCAUUCACGAGUUCUGCAUUAACCUGCGACAGCUCUAUGGGGACAGCAGGAAGUUCCUCCUCCUCGGCCUGCGUCCGUUCAUACCAGAGAAGGACAGCCAGCACUUUGAGAAUUUCCUCGAGACCAUCGGCGUCAAAGAUGGCCGAGGAAUAAUCACAGACAGCUUUGGCCGCUACCGGCGUACGGCGAGCUCCGCCUCCGAUUCCACCACUAACGGCAACGGAGCAGCUGGGGGAAGCGGCGACAGCGGGGCCUCAGACGAGGGCCGGGAGCCCUCCGAAGGGGACGAGUGGGACCGUAUGAUCUCCGAUAUCAGCAAUGAUAUUGAAGCUUUGGGCUGCAGCAUGGACCAGGAUGGAGUGACACCCUGACACAGGGAUGCUAAAGAUUCCCGCCUCCAGAAGAUGCUUAGCAGUUUCCACUCACUCAAGGAAAACCUCAACAUUUUUACCACCGAAACAUGAAGUCAACAGAUGCACUUCCGGUGAGCCUGCGGAUGAUGUGCAGCCACUGGUGUCACAGCUGCAUUUCAGAGGAAUUCUUAACCUCAUAUUUUUUUAAGGACUGUUUGGUUUUGUGUUCUAUUAUUGGCAGUAUCUGCCACAGCUGUCAGCAAUGUAGCGAAAGUCUCCAGAGUCUGUGAGAAUAUUUCAUUUCCCUCAAAGGGUUCUGGGGUGACAGACCCUCAGACAGGACUGUGUAGAAAUACUACUUCAUGCUGUUUUUAUUUUUUAUAGGUCUGUCAGCUUCAUCCAGCAGGAAAAAUUAAGGUCUGUAUUUACGUCAUUUUUGUGUUGCUCUUGUGUUGUUGGCUCGAUGUAAACUAGUUUUUGACUCGUGCACCGCCUUGUUUUACACUAUCGUAUUGUUAUCAGUGUUUAUUCCUUUAUAGUUUUGCCCAAUUCAAACUGACAGAAUGCUGUAAGCCAUUAAAAUCUUUUUUUUUUUUUUUUAAAUCAGUCUGAGUGAGGAGUGCAUGUGACAAAGCCACUUUCUAUAUGGCUGAUGCAAGUCUGAUUUUUCUUUUUUAUUUUCUAUUUUUGAUAGCUGUCAUCUUGCAUCUUUCGUUACAUUUGUCGUGUGCCUUUUAACGGCAGCACUGCUGCCAAGCUAGUCAUCUGUUUCACACAGGAAUGGACUUAUCAACUGUAACAGCAGUUGUUGAGCAAAACAUGGUUAUUAAAUAACAGCCACUUUA